AUGGACAUCUCGUCUCAAGUCAAAGUACCAGUCGACAGAACGACGAUUCGUAACUGGCUUGAUACCAGGGACGGAAUCUACUUCUCCCUAACUGUGGACGAGAUCUUGGAACAUGGUGAUCCUAGUGCAUAUGAGAUAGUUCUCAAGAGAAAACUUGAGAAAGCACCAAAGGCAAUCUGCGACACAAUUUUGGGUCCAGAUAGGAACCGGGUGCUGGCAAACAUCGCGGACUUGCGAGCGAAGAAAGGUUUAAAUCUAGAAGACCUCACGCUACAGCUUUUUGUUGAUUCCUAUCGUCACUAA
Molecule: messenger RNA, 303 nt
Organism: Pleurotus ostreatus (oyster mushroom)
Lineage: Eukaryota; Fungi; Basidiomycota; Agaricomycetes; Agaricales; Pleurotaceae
Exons: 2
Coding region: 1-303 (100 amino acids)
Source: RefSeq, a predicted model, not a curated record